AUGUGUGGCACAAAAAAAGAUAGUGUAUGGGUUUGGAAAUUAGCUUUUUUAGUGGAUAUCACAAAAUAUAUGAACGACUUCAACCUAAAAUUACAAGGUAAAGAUGUUCUUAUUUGCGAUGUUUACACAUUAGUAAAAGCAUUUAGGCAAAAACUUAUUUUAUUUAAAACGCAAAUUUCAAAAAAUUGUUUUAUUCAUUUUUCUACUUGUGAUAAAUAUAACAAAGAAUCAAAAACACAAUUUCCAAUCGACUUCGCUCAAAAAAUAAUUUCUGAACUUAAAAUCCAAUUUAAACAACGUUUUUCGGACCUUGACGUAAAAUCGGAGGAAAUAAAUAUUUUUCAAAACCCGUUUAGUUGUGAUAUUGAGAAGUUACCUCCUACCCUUCAAAUGGAAAUGAUUGAUUUAAAAAGUAAUGAUGCACUGAAAAUCAAACAUCGUGAAGAGACUUUAAUUGAUUUUUAUAAAUUUCUCCCAGAUAUACAGUAUACAAAUUUAAAAAAAAUUGCAAUUGAAUAUAUAUCUGUAUUUGCUACUACUUAUUUGUGGGAACAAACUUUUUCUAAAAUGAAAUACAUCAAAUCAAAAUAUAGAUCGGCCAUGACUGACAAACACUUGGAGUCAAUUUUGAAAAUUGGAACUAGCAACAUACAACCUCAAUUCGAUCGAAUAUUAGCAGAAAACCAUCAAUUUCAGACUUCUCAUUAA
Molecule: messenger RNA, 708 nt
Organism: Macrosiphum euphorbiae (potato aphid)
Lineage: Eukaryota; Metazoa; Arthropoda; Insecta; Hemiptera; Aphididae
Source: the annotation of a GenBank genome assembly